Messenger RNA from Striga hermonthica, 1239 nucleotides. Lineage: Eukaryota; Viridiplantae; Streptophyta; Magnoliopsida; Lamiales; Orobanchaceae. The record is from the annotation of a GenBank genome assembly.
AUGAUCACCAACACUUGUUCUUUCCUACUUCUCCUAAUUCUCCUAAUUCUCAAUAACGGCUCGUUCGGAGCCAGACUCCCACGGGACCUCGCCUUCGUCAAGACACAAGGAUCCCAUUUUGUGCUCCACGGCUCGUCUUUCCUUUUCAGCGGCUUCAACUCUUACUGGAUGAUGCACGUUGCAUCCGACCCUAACGAGAGGUACAAAGUGACGGAAGUUCUACGCGAGGCCUCUGCAGCCGGGCUCACCGUUUGCCGGACUUGGGCCUUCAGUGAUGGCGGGGAUCGGGCCCUACAAUUAUCGCCCGGGAUAUACGACGAGCGUGUGUUUCAGGGACUCGAUUUUGUGGUUGCCGAAGCUAGAAAGUACGGUAUACGCCUGAUACUGAGCUUUGUAAACAAUUACAAAGAUUUCGGGGGAAGGCCACAGUACGCGCAGUGGGCCCGAGCGGCCGGAGCACAUAUUAACAGUGACGACGAUUUCUACACACACCCUGUGAUCAAGGGUUAUUACAAGAACCAUAUCAGGAGAGUGGUUACGAGAUUGAACACCAUUACUAAGAUUGCAUACAAGGAUGACCCCACAAUCAUGGCUUGGGAGCUUAUUAACGAGCCCCGAUGUGAGACUGAUUACUCUGGAAGCACUCUUAACGGUUGGGUUCAAGAAAUGGCGAGUUUCGUCAAGUCCCUGGAUCGAAAGCACUUGCUCGAAAUCGGGAUGGAAGGAUUUUACGGUGACACGAUGCCACAAAGGAAACAAGUCAAUCCCGGUUAUCAAGUCGGUACCGAUUUCAUCAGCAACAAUCUAGUCAAAGGGAUCGAUUUCGCGACAAUACACGCGUACCCUGAUGCUUGGUUGUCUGGGAAAAGCGAGAACGAGCAAAUGGGAUUCAUGGAGAGAUGGAUGACGAGCCAUUGGGAAGACGCGAAGACAGUACUAAAAAAGCCACUAGUGAUUGCGGAAUUCGGAAAGUCAUGCAAAGAUCCGGUGUUCGAUCCAAACGAGAGAGACUUGUAUAUGGGCAACGUGUAUAGAGAUAUUUAUCGAUACGCGAGGACGAGAGGUACAAUGAGCGGAAGCCUGGUGUGGCAGCUGAUGGGAGAAGGCAUGGAAGAAUACUAUGAUGGGUACGAGAUUGUCUUGUCUCAAAGUCCCUCGACAGCCGGGAUCAUGUCAAGGCAGGCCCACGCCAUGACUGCAUUGUCGCAUCUUUUCACGAUAAGGAAAUCGACGCCAUGA